Messenger RNA from Phytophthora nicotianae INRA-310, 1802 nucleotides. RefSeq lists its product as hypothetical. Bases 424 to 1335 code for a protein of 303 amino acids. The transcript has 5 exons. NCBI's taxonomy places the organism in Eukaryota, Oomycota, Peronosporomycetes, Peronosporales, Peronosporaceae. The record is from RefSeq and is a predicted model, not a curated record.
AAAACUACCUUGGGUUUUGUAUUGGCCACAAUUGAAUAAGAUAUCGACUGCCAAGAAGGACAUGGCGAUGCCGCUCGUAUCCGCAUCCACCGCUGCUUGCACUGGCCCGCCAGACGCACAUGCAAUGGAGACAUCGCCAUUCUGCCAAUGCUGCCAGGUCGCCUGCCACCGCUUCCGUCCGGCCAAACCAUGCAGCGUUCGUGUCCUUUCGGCCGUUUCUUUGUCUUGACAAGCUAUUUCUUUUCUCUAAUCGAUUUUUAUUUAUAACGUUGUGACUAAAUAUGGCUACAGUUCUGCCACGCACAGGUCUGUCAAUUCUGCUCAUGUGGUAGUGAGCCGCACGUGCUGUGUAAGAGCUGCCAGCCGCAAGUGCGCGGUGCCCAGCCCGCCUUCUCCUUCCGACAGUUACUUUGGCGCUUUAAGAUGCUGCCGUUCGGCUGUCGCGGCGAGAAGUGGCUCUUCCUAGUGCGCAAGCGGCAGUCAUUCGUGGUGCCCACAGACCUCACGGCAGACGACUAUCAGUGGCUCGUGCAUCAUCUAUCCAAGCAGCGCCGAUUACAGGGAGCGCAGUUGGAGCAGAAACGAACUCUCGACAGGGAUGUUGAUCGCACAUUUCAGCAGCUACAAAUUCGUAUUGCCAACUCCAAGCGGUCGAAUUUUCUAACCAAGUCACAGUAUUCGACAUCCGACUUGAAUGCCUGGAAAUCCAACACACAUCAGCUGCUGAGUGUGUUCCUGAUGCUCAAGCCUCAGAUUGGAUACUGCCAGGGAAUGACGUCUGUGGCGGCGGUGCUUGUGCAAGAGUCCAAGAUGAACAGCGAGAUGGCGUUUCGUCUGUUCCUGGCUCUAUCAGAAAAGUACAGACUGGACGAUGUCUAUCGUCCCGACAUGAAAGAUGUGAACCUGCGCUACUUCCAGCUUGAUGAAGCGCUACGACUGCAUCUACCGCGUUUGCAUGCCCACCUGUCAGAUCGGGAUAUCCACCCUUCAACCUACGCAUCUUGCUGGAUCCUGACCUUGUUCACAGAAUGCCGACUGUUUCCCCAUCGUUAUGUUAUUGCGUUCCUGGAUUUGUUUUUUGAGUUUGGAUGGAAAGUGUUUUUCCAAACGUGCUUGGCUGUCUUCAGCAUAAUUGAGGUACUGUACGCCUUAUGCAACCACUUGAUUCGGUUUCUAAGAGAAACAAUUUCACUCAACCCGUGUAGACUCCACUCCUACGCAAGCCAACACCUGAAGACAUCUUCGCCUACUUAUCGAAAGUUAACUGGUUCCAUCGACACAAGUCCGACAGCGACGUCGACCGUUUUUUUGCGACUGCGAGAGCUUUCAAUGUAAGCGUGAUAUGCUGUGCGUAAGGUGUAGGAAUCCUACUUAAUCAUCUGGUGUUUUUGUUGUCGUCAGAUCUCGAGCUCUUUCUUGGACGUGCUGCAAGGUGAAUACUCCACCGAGGCCAGCAUGAGCAUGAACGAAUACGAUUGAGAGGAAAAGGGACAUUUGGUUCACGAAGGCACAUGAAGAGCCGCUCGACUACGAACAAUGGAGUCAUCAUUCUCCCAUAGUAACACAAGACACCAGCAAUUAGCGCAACCAAGUUGACAAGACCGGUGACAUCGAGGACAUGACGAGCGUAAAGCUCACGGCAUGACACAUGCCAAGAAGCUGCAUGCAAGAGAAUAGUGGGGGGGGGGGGGAUUUCGCGUUAAGCUUCGUUGUAAACGCUACGGCCUAAUAAUUAUAACUCGACAAUUUUGCUCCUUCGCUGGACAUCAUUUUCCUUGCAGGCUCAGCUUAUACUUCAAGCU